Anopheles arabiensis is the source of this 1869-nucleotide messenger RNA. Its product is annotated as dolichyl-diphosphooligosaccharide--protein glycosyltransferase subunit 1. The coding region runs from base 120 to 1499 and encodes 459 amino acids. Lineage: Eukaryota; Metazoa; Arthropoda; Insecta; Diptera; Culicidae. The transcript is spliced from 2 exons. Gene Ontology annotation, cellular component: oligosaccharyltransferase complex; membrane. The record is from RefSeq and is a predicted model, not a curated record.
AACGAUUCCGGCAUUCUGGGCAGAGAAUCACAAAAUUGAUAAACUGGCAAAGGCAGCGUAGCAACUCGCGCAAGCCGGAUAGAAGUUUAGCUGCUGAAACACGCUUUUCCUGGGGAAAAAUGGUGAAACUGGUGCUUGUUGUUUGCGGCUUCGCUGCCGUACUUGCCGGCGCGUUCGUGCAAGCGGCGAUUGACAUGGAGAUAGAAAACAGAGCCGUCGAUCGGACGAUAGAUCUGACCUCACAAUUGGUGAAAAUUUCCUACAAAAUAACUCUAGAACACAAGUCGAAGCUGCCCAUCAGCACUUACCUGUUCGUUGUGCCGGAAGUGGACCGAGAGAAGUUGUCCUUCAUCUCAGCGAAGGAUUCCUCCAAGAAGGAGCUGAAGCUCACGGAAACCACCACCCCGAAGGGGGUGACGUUCAGCAUGACCCUGCCGGCCGGUGCAUCGAACCCAGUCGUAUACAUCGAGACGGUGUUCACGAAAUCGCUCAAGCCGUUCCCUUCGUCCAUCACCCAAAGCGAACGGCAGCUGGUGCAGUACUUUGGCAACGUUUACUUCUACUCUCCGUAUCCGACGGUGACGCAGAAAACGACGGUCCAUCUAAGCUCCCGCAAUGUGGAAAGCUACACGCAGUUCAAGCCGAGCGCCCAAUCGGACAGCACUGUUACGUACGGACCGUACGAUAACGUGGCAGCUUUCUCCCACGAACCGAUGACGAUUCACUUCGAAAACUUUACUCCAUUCCUCACCGUGACCCGGCUGGAGCGUACUAUUGAGGUAUCGCACUGGGGCAACAUUGCCGUGGAGGAAACGAUCGAUAUCGUCCACUCGGGAGCCACGCUGAAGGGGGCGUUCUCACGCUACGACUACCAGAAGGAUGCCCGCUCGAACCAGCCCAGCGUGAAAUCGUACAAAACGCUUCUGCCGGCCUCGGCCACCGGUGUUUACUACCGUGACACCAAUGGCAACAUCUCCACCUCCGCUCUGCGCACACUGAAGGAUGCGGUCGAGCUGGAUCUUCGCCCACGGUUCCCCCUGUUUGGCGGCUGGCGCACCCACUACACGCUCGGUUACAAUGUGCCGAGCUUCGAAUACCUGUUCCAGAACGGCGACAACUUCCUGCUGAAGAUGCGCGUGAUCGAUCACAUCUUUGAUGACAUGAUGAUCGACGAGGUCGUGACGAAGGUUAUCCUGCCCGAGGGUGCCAACAACAUUAAGCUGAUCGCGCCUUACUCAAUCCAACGGCACCCGGAUACGCUGCACUACACUUACCUGGACACAUUCGGCCGUCCGGUGAUUUCCUUCAGCAAGCGCAAUCUGGUCGAAAAUCACAUCAACGACUUUAAUCUUAAGUACAACUUUUCACGCGUCAUGAUGCUGCAAGAACCGUUGCUGGUGGUGGGCUUCCUGUAUGUGCUGUUCUUGUUCGUGAUCAUCUGGAUGCGGCUGGACUUUUCCAUUAUCAAGGACAAAGAGCCACAUCAACACAAAGACUAAGUAGGCGGUCGAUGAAAUAACCCAACUUUCAUCUCCUUCUUCUUUACUUUUAUUGCACAUUCUCUUUUCUCUGUGUAAUUGGUCCGCUAUUCCAUCCAUGACCUUCUUGGUUACACGUGUCUUAUGUUUUAAUUUGUCCUUCUCAAAUGGACGCUACCACCAAAAGCGCAUGGAGAAAAGUAAAGUAAUCACGUGUUUCAACGUUUGCAUUUCAGAACCGCUAGCACUAGCGCUCGUUGUACUGAACUGAUCGCGCGAGCAGCAAAUAUUCCAAUUGCGUUCUGCUAACUAGUUGCGCCUCUACACACAAACACAAACAGUACAUGGCAGAGAAAUAAAAAGGAAAAAACAAUAAACUCGAACGAUUUAA